Maudiozyma barnettii is the source of this 1698-nucleotide messenger RNA. It is a transcript of the gene PXP1, whose product is annotated as putative indolepyruvate decarboxylase family protein. Gene Ontology annotation, cellular component: peroxisome. Gene Ontology annotation, biological process: fatty acid alpha-oxidation. The record is from RefSeq and is a predicted model, not a curated record. NCBI's taxonomy places the organism in Eukaryota, Fungi, Ascomycota, Saccharomycetes, Saccharomycetales, Saccharomycetaceae. The coding region runs from base 1 to 1698 and encodes 565 amino acids. The transcript has a single exon. Gene Ontology annotation, molecular function: catalytic activity; thiamine pyrophosphate binding; magnesium ion binding.
AUGAACUCACAAGAAGCAAUUCCAUAUGCAAAGAAAUUUGCUCGCCUAUUAAAGGCUUACAACGUCGAUACAGUAUUUGGUUUAGUUGGAAUCCCCAUCGUAACCUUUGCCAAUGAUCUUAUUGAUGAAGGUAUUCACUUUAUUUCGUGUAGAAACGAACAAGCCGCUUCAUAUGCUGCAUCUGCUUAUGGUUACUUAAACAAUAAACCUUCAGUUUUACUAGUCGUAGGUGGUCCCGGACUAAUCCAUGCAUUGGCUGGGGUAUACAAUUCUAUGAAUAAUAAAUGGCCAUUAGUUAUCAUUGCAGGUAGUAACGAUAACGGUGAACAUCAAUACCAAGGAACUUUCCAAGAAUUAGAUCAAAUUUCUUUGUUAGGAGAAUAUGUUAAAUUUAAAGGUAAAUUGAAUCAUCAUAAUAUGGAUUUUGUCACUUACAAUGCAUUUAAUUAUGCUAUACAAUCUCCACAAGGUGUUUCCUAUAUUGAUUUCCCAGGGGAUCUUAUUGAAAGUGGUGUGAAAGUAAAUUCAACUAUUUCACCACAGAUUAGACCACCUCAACCUAUUAAAUCCUGCCCCAAUCCACAGAUUGUUGAUCAAGUGGCUCAAUUAAUUACCGAUGGAGUUGAUACUAAGAGUCAGAAUAUAUUAAUUGUUAUUGGGAAAGGUUGUGUUCAUCAUGCGGAUUCGAUAAAGACAUUUAUAAAUAAAUAUAAUUUCCCAUUCUUACCAACUCCAAUGGCUAAAGGGAUUCUUCCUGAUUCUCAUCCGAUGAAUGUAUCUAGUGCUAGAUCCUUAGCAUUAGAGGAGGCAGAUAUUGUCUUAGUGCUUGGAGCAAGAAUCAAUUGGAUUUUACAUUUUGGACAACCACCUAAAUGGAAAUCAACAGUUAAAUUUAUUCAAUGCGAUAAUGAUGUAGGAACUCUUGGGGUAAAUAAUACUUCAAAUGCUCAUCUAUCGCUAUUAGGGGAUAUUGAUUUAACGGUUCAACAAUUAGGUCAUACAUUAGAUAGGUUAUCACCUAAUGGGUUCAUACAUCCAAAGUUACCAGAAGAGAUGGAAUUAAAGAUUCAACAAAACCAUAAGAGAAUGCAAAUACAAGAACAUACGUCGAAUGAACAAAAUGAAUUAAACUAUCAUACUGUUUAUCGUACUCUAAGAGAGGUGAGAGAGGAUUCAAGGACUAUAUUAGUGAUGGAAGGAGCUAAUACCAUGGAUAAAGCCCGUGUAUCAUUCCCGACUUCAUUCCCAUUAAGACGAUUAGAUUGUGGUACCACCGCUACAAUGGGGGUUGGUCUUGGAUAUACAAUUGCAUCCAGACUCAGUUUCCCACAUUUGGAUACUGUAUUGAUCCAAGGUGAUUCUGCGUUUGGGUUUUCCGGAAUGGAAAUUGAAACAUUAGUAAGAUUAGGUCUAGGUUGUGUCAUAGUGGUAAUGAAUAAUUCAGGGAUCUAUCAUGGUAAUAACCCGAACAGUUCAACAAAAUUAAGUGAAAGGUGUCGUUAUGACCAAUUGGCUAAAGGGUUAGGCGCUCAAGGGUACAUGGUUACAGAUUUAAUCGAUCUAAAGAAGAAGUUCCAAGAGGCAAUUAUACAAUCCCGUGAAAACAAUGUUGUUACGUUAUUGAAUGUAAUCAUUGAGCAUGGAAAGGGUGCGAGUGUAUCAUUUGCAUGGCAAAACAAGACACCAAGUAAACUGUAG